ACAGGGGGCGGGGUUUCCCUAUUUGUUAAUCACGGAAGUUUGAUUUUUGCAUCCGACGUGUCAAACUGUCGCCAUUUUCCUGUCAAGAAAGGAAACGCCUUAAAGGAAACAUCGAAGCCGCGGUUUUUGGUUUUCAUUUCGCCUUUUUUUUCCACCUCCUUUUUAUUCGAUACACUUGUUUUUUUCAAGCAGAAAUAAGCGCCUGUCAGCCGCCACCAUGGGAAACGUGUUUGCAGGACUCUUUAAAAUGUUUGGGAAGAAAGAGAUGAGAAUACUCAUGGUGGGUCUUGAUGCUGCAGGAAAGACGACUAUUUUGUACAAACUCAAACUUGGGGAGAUUGUGACCACCAUCCCUACCAUAGGCUUUAAUGUUGAGACUGUAGAGUACAAAAACAUCAGCUUCACUGUGUGGGAUGUUGGUGGCCAGGACAAAAUCCGGCCAUUGUGGCGUCAUUAUUUCCAGAACACUCAAGGCCUCAUCUUUGUGGUGGACAGCAAUGAUAGAGAGCGCUGCGGCGAGGCCCGGGAGGAGCUCCUGAGAAUGUUGGCGGAGGAUGAGCUGCGGGAUGCGGUCCUGUUGGUUUUUGCCAACAAACAAGACCUCCCAAAUGCAAUGAAUGCUGCAGAACUAACGGACAAGUUGAAUCUGCACUCCCUGCGUAACAGAAACUGGUACAUCCAGGCAACCUGUGCCACCACAGGAGAUGGUCUCUAUGAAGGACUUGAUUGGCUGUCCAAUCAGCUCAAGAGCCAUUAAUGAUCAGGGCCUUUGAAAAACCUAAUCUACUGCACGCAGCCUUUGAUUUUUAAGGUGUCGCAAGACUGUUACUUAAUUGUCAGAGCUGCCCUCACCUCAGCUUUUAUCACCUGUGCCAGUGGUGAGGUGGGUCUAUUUUUGUAAAGCCUUUGUGUUGUUUUGCUUUUCUGUUUUGUGUGCAUGUUGAUUUGAAAAUGAGGAAAACUAUUGCACUGUUGUUAAUUCCAGUGUCUCCAGCAGUCAGGCAGCCUUUUUUUUUCAGUAGAUGAUAAAUGGGAGAAAUGGACUUUCAGAGCACAUGUGGACCUCUGCAAUCACAUGACUUUGAUGGUCAUUAACUGUAGCAAGUGAUCACUGGGGUGUUUUUUUUAAAAUAAACAAUAAGCAGAAUAAUACACUGA
This is a messenger RNA of Oryzias latipes (Japanese medaka), 1158 nucleotides long. RefSeq names its product ADP-ribosylation factor 1 (gene arf1). The record is from RefSeq and is a predicted model, not a curated record. Lineage: Eukaryota; Metazoa; Chordata; Actinopteri; Beloniformes; Adrianichthyidae. Gene Ontology annotation, molecular function: GTPase activity; GTP binding.